This is a messenger RNA of Mangifera indica (mango), 1153 nucleotides long. RefSeq names its product transcription initiation factor TFIID subunit 8-like. Lineage: Eukaryota; Viridiplantae; Streptophyta; Magnoliopsida; Sapindales; Anacardiaceae. Gene Ontology annotation, cellular component: transcription factor TFIID complex. The transcript has a single exon. Gene Ontology annotation, molecular function: protein heterodimerization activity. The record is from RefSeq and is a predicted model, not a curated record. The coding region runs from base 118 to 882 and encodes 254 amino acids.
AAUAUUUCAAUAAAUUAAAAGAGCCCAAACUCCCUAUAUUUUAAUCAAAACCUCGUUAAACCCACCAUUAGGGCUCAGGGUUUUCACCAAUCACACGAUGUUCAUCCCAGAACGACCAUGAAACCAAGAAAUACCCGCAAAACUAAGGAAACCCAGAAGCAAAAUCAACCAGACGAAGAAAUUACAACCACACCGGAUGAGUUCUCAGUCUCCAUAAUUCGAAUCGCAGUAUCACAGAUCUGCAAAUCAGUGGGAUUCAAGGGCGCCCAGAGCUCAGCACUCGAAACCCUAACUUUGGUCAUCACAAAGUACCUGCAAGAGCUUGCCCAGUUGGCUGGAUCCUAUUCCAAUGCGUGCUGCCGCACUGAAUCCAACGCCUUUGACGUCGUAAACGCCCUCCAUGACCUCAAUUUGAUGCAGGGCUUUGUGGGUGGCUCGAAAAUUGAAAGCCACUCUUGCUUGUUGAGUUCUAGGGUUUUAAAGGAGCUUGAGGGUUUUGUUAAGUACUGGGAUGAAAUCCCAUUUGCUAAGCCUGUCCGAAGAUUGGAAAAAUCCAAACUUCUGAGUAAAGGGUUGGUGGCUUAUAGUGAAAAGGAGAAGAUGAUGAAGAAGAAUUUGCAUAUUCCUAAAUGGUUGCCGGCUUUGCCGGAUUUGAGUGGAGAAGUUUGUGAGAAGAGGAAAAGUCUGUGGGAGAAUUCAGGGGUGGUGGAGGGUGAAGGCGAAGGACGUGGGGUGUUGAGGGUGAGAAAGCAAAAUUUAGGGGGUGAUUUACUGUGGAAGAGAGAGAAGGUGAGUUUUAAAAUUGGAAUGAAAAGGAAUAUUGUUGUGAGCAACGGAAUUUGUCAUAGUAGUGAUGGAAAUGAUAUAGAAGAUGAGAGGUGAAGGAUACGUUGACCCGUCAUGUUGUUUGAGUGGCAAUGGUAUGACCUCCUAUUCAAUUAAGAGGACACAAGUUCAAGACUUGGUACUGAAUCCUGAGAUUGAAUUUUCAAGUUUUUGCAUAAGCUAGGAUUUACGUGGAGGAUUUAAACUCAACACUACCAUUCUUCCGGUGUUUUUUUACCAUCAAACUAAGUUUAUUUAUAUGUUUAAGUAAUUUGAAUUGUAUCUUUAACGAUAAAUUAUGAAAAUUUGUUUUGGACAUUUAUUUAAA